Tachysurus vachellii is the source of this 2224-nucleotide messenger RNA. RefSeq lists its product as uncharacterized. The coding region runs from base 1419 to 2069 and encodes 216 amino acids. NCBI's taxonomy places the organism in Eukaryota, Metazoa, Chordata, Actinopteri, Siluriformes, Bagridae. The record is from RefSeq and is a predicted model, not a curated record. The transcript has 7 exons.
GUUUUUUUAUUUCUUUUAUUCGGCGCUCGGCUACUGUUGCCAAAACUAAUAAUCGUUUUCAAAGUUUCGUAAUCGGGGAAAGUCUAUGAACAAACGCUGUGUGUCCCUGAACGGGCAAACAGAGCGGUCAGGGGCUUUUCUGAAAAGGACAAGGAACAAACCAUCACACCACAGAGAACAAACAUGACAGCCAGAGCAAUGAAACUGCUUCCACUGCUUGUAGGUUACCUUCUUCGGGUCCUUCCCUAUGCAUGCAGUCACGGGUAAACGGAUGAAGAGAAUCUACAGACACUUGAUGUCUUGUGUUUUAUUGCAUGGACUGCAAGCUGUAGCUAAAACACUGGUCAGAUAUUAUUCUUUCAAUGGAUGGUGCAACGUAACGUACGACGCAAUCGCAUCCUCACCCAUUUCCUUUUGUCUGUAUUAAUGCAUUAACUAGCAGACUAAAACUAGGCGUACGUUAUUACAUCAUCGUUUAACUCUUUUUAGCUGAGUCUCUCCGGAUGACUCCUCUGUGUUCGGACCAAUGCGCUAAAAAAACGUUAAGGAACAAAAAUAAACAAACGUGAGCCCACAUAUCGUGCUCCGAGGAUUAAACCAUGAGCGUUAAUGAUUGAUCUAUGCUUUGCUAGCAUUCCCAAAAAAAAAGCUAAGCUUUUUCUUUCACAAACAAACUCUGUGACAUGUGAAUCAUUUGUGAUUGUUUGCAGACUAGGCCUAAAAUGUGAUGAAGGUCUUUCACGACAAUAAACAAACAAAUAAAUAAAGAGAGUAUGAGAGGUGGAGAGAGAGAGAGAGAGAGAGAGACAGAGAGAGAGAGAGAGAGAGAGAGAGAGAGAGAGAGAGAGAGAGAGAGAGAGAGAGAUUCUGCCAAGAGAGUCAGCUCCACCUCACCUGCCAGUGUCAGACUGAGCCAAGAUCGAAAAAGAGCUUCAUCCACCUACACAUGUAUAAACACACACACACACACACAGAGUGCUGUCAGAAAAUCAGAGGUGUAUUCAUCAGAGCUUAGCAGAAUUUCCUAACACCUCGUGCUGCAAGCGAUUGCGCAAUCUGAUUCAAAUUCAUCUCCUUUACGAAGAUAAAGUCUGAGACUAAACGAGGUACUAAACGAGGUACUGAUCGUGCACCGACUACAGCUUUGUGUGCUGGUGAAGUAAAUACGAGAACAGGAGGGUUUUAUGUCUAAGGACCUGCUUCAACUCGAGAUAUAAUAUCCAGAUAUAUUUAGGUAAAACCCAGUGUGAGGCUUCGGCGCUCGGCUACUGUUGGCAAAACUAAUAAUCGUUUUCAAAGUUUCGUAAUCGGGGAAAGUCUGUGAACAAACGCUGUGUGUCCCUGAACGGGCAAACAGAGCGAUCAGGGGCUUUUCUAAAAAGUACAAGGAACAAACCAUCACACCACAGAGAACAAACAUGACAGCCAGAGCAAUGAAACUGCUUCCACUGCUUGUAGCGCUGUCUUCGGCCACUGUUCAAGCACAGACCCCUUCGACCAACUGCUCCACAUCCCAGUGGACCUUUGAUGAGUUCUCAGAGAAGCUAAAGAUCUCAGACGAGUGUAUGGAAGCGCUCGCUGCUCAGUGGACAGAAAACCAAACCGCAGACGCGUUCAGCAACCUGAACCGACUUGCUGAUGUUCUUAAGAAAACCCAAAAAGCAGUGUGUAAGGACGCCACGCCUAAGGAAUGCCCGGCUCCAGCAGUUCAGAGUAAAGGAGGACUGGUGUGUGUCUCUGCUGACGGGAAUCGCUUUUGUAAACCGAUGUGUAAUGAGCGUUACGACUUCGGGUUCCUGAGGAUUUCCAGGCUGUUUGAGACAUGCGGCAACACCACUGGCUACACGUGGACGACUCAGUACGUGGGCGGCAACAAGCUGGCCGUCUGUAACAAGAGUAACGUUCGGGUAGCAGGCGCGUCGUCCGCUUACUUCCCUGCGAACCAGGACUGCUGGACGACUAAAAGUAACUCGGUGCUGGAGCAGGAGAUCAUUAACGCCUUCGUAAUUGAGCUGAGCACUAAAAACAUCAACGGUCCUUACACGCAAAGCUGUCUGAUGUGUGGAUAAGAAAAAGUAGCUUACUAUUUCUCAGGUGGGCUGGAAACUGGGAGUAACGAUGAUGAAUGAUAUAAUUAGCAUCGUGUUCAGCUUAUGGUUGUAAUACACGUGUAUGAGUCAGAGCUAAUACAGAUCUGGUUAAUAAAGUAAAGGUGUAAACAUGA